Xyrauchen texanus (razorback sucker) is the source of this 6758-nucleotide messenger RNA. Its product is annotated as 1-phosphatidylinositol 4,5-bisphosphate phosphodiesterase eta-1-like. Gene Ontology annotation, biological process: lipid metabolic process; phosphatidylinositol-mediated signaling. The coding region runs from base 1 to 5484 and encodes 1827 amino acids. Gene Ontology annotation, molecular function: calcium ion binding; phosphatidylinositol-4,5-bisphosphate phospholipase C activity. The transcript is spliced from 23 exons. Lineage: Eukaryota; Metazoa; Chordata; Actinopteri; Cypriniformes; Catostomidae. The record is from RefSeq and is a predicted model, not a curated record.
AUGCUCAAUAUUAAGUGGCCGGUUUUGUGUUUUGACGGCAUGGAACCUAGUUCUGUGACGUCGGAGCACUCGGCCAUGUCCAAUGUGGCAUCCCUCUUGGCGUGCAGGCUCUACCAUGUUGGAGGCAGUGUGGCAGUGCCACAGAAGUGUCGUUCGGCAUAUUUAGUGGAGCGAUGCAUGUGUGUGAUGCAGUCUGGGACUCAGAUGGUGAAGCUGAAGAACGGUUCUAAAGGUCUCGUCCGUCUCUUCUAUCUGGAUGAACACCGCUCCUGCAUCCGCUGGAGACCAUCACGCAAGAGCGAGAAAGCCAAGAUCACCAUUGAUUCUCUGUACAAGGUCACAGAAGGUCGUCAAUCUGACAUAUUCCAUCGCCAUGCAGAGGGGACCUUUGAUCCAAACUGUUGUUUCACUAUAUAUCACGGCAACCACAUGGAAUCUCUGGACUUGGUUACAUCUAAUGCAGAGGAAGCGCGGACAUGGGUGACGGGACUCAGCUAUCUCAUGGCUGGUAUCAGUGAUGAAGAUUCACUAGCAAAGAGACAGCGCACACAUGACCAGUGGAUGAAGCAGACCUUCGAGGAGGCUGAUAAGAAUGGUGAUGGUUUUCUGAACAUUGAGGAGAUCUACCAGCUUUUACACAAGAUGAACGUCAACUUGCCUCGCAGAAAAGUCAAACAGAUGUUUCAGGAAGCAGAUACCGAUGACCAGCAGGGCACAUUGACAUUUGAGGAGUUCACCGUCUUCUAUAAGAUGAUGUCACUAAGACGAGAUCUCUUCCUGUUGCUCAUGUGCUUUAGUGAGAAGAAGGAUCACCUGACUGCAGAGGAACUUGGCAACUUUCUGCGUAUUGAGCAAAAGAUGUCCAAUGUGACCCUAGAUUACUGUCUGGACAUAAUCAACAAGUUUGAAGUCUCUGAGGAGAACAAGCAGAAAGGUGUUCUUGGAAUUGAUGGCUUCACCAACUACAUGCGCAGCCCUGUCUGUGAUGUAUUCAACCCUCAACACAAUGAGGUUAAUCAGGACAUGGAUCAGCCUCUGUGUAACUAUUUCAUAGCAUCUUCCCACAACACCUAUCUGACCGGUGAUCAGCUGCUGUCCCACUCCAAGACGGACAUGUAUGCCUGGGUGCUGCAGGCCGGCUGCCGCUGUGUGGAGGUGGACUGUUGGGAUGGUCCAGACGGUGAGCCCAUGGUCCAGCACGGCUACACUCUCACCUCUAAGAUCACCUUUAAAUCUGUCAUUGAGACCAUCAACAAAUAUGCCUUUGUAAACAAUGAGUUCCCAGUGAUCCUGUCCAUAGAGAAUCACUGCAGCAUUCAGCAGCAGAAGAAGAUAGCACAGCAUCUGAAAGAGAUCUUCGGGGACAAGCUGGAUGUGGUGGAGGCCCUGAACAAAGACCCCAAGCAGCUUCCCAGCCCGAACAGCCUUAAGGGCAAGAUACUCAUAAAGGGAAAGCGGCUUCCUUCGUACCUUUCUGCAGAUGCUGAAGAGGGUGAGGUGUCUGAUGAUGACAGUGCUGAUGAGAUUGAAGAUGACUUCAAGCUGAAAAAUAGCAUGUCCAAUGGGACGAGUCAGAACCAGGUGGAAUCCCACAUAAGGAAGAAACUCGACUCUCUGAUGAAGGAGUCUCAGAUUGGGGACAAAGAGGACACUGACAGCUUCUCCAUCAGAGCACUUCUCCGCGCAACCCAUGAGGGCUUGCAAAGAAACCUGCGCAAGAAUUCCAAAGAUGGCAUGAAGAAAUCUCAGAGUCGGUCCUUCAUCAGCAACCUCAAGCACAAGAGGCAUUCCAAAUCAAGGCUGAAUUGUCAGAGUGUUGAAACAGAUGAUGACGGGCAGCAGGAGACAUCAGGAGGACAGUUCAACAGAGGUGGUCAAAGGAGGAAAACAAUAAAGCUGAGUAGAGAUCUAUCAGAACUUGUGGUCUUCACAAACUCUGAUGCCUCUCAGGAGUGUUUAGAUGAGGGAUCACCCUGUAAUGUCCUGUCGUUUAGCGAGACACGAGCUCAGCACCUGGUUCACCAUCGAGCCGAACGCUUCCUGAAUUUCAACCAGAGGCAACUCUCUCGGAUCUAUCCCUCCGCCUACCGGAUUGACUCCAGCAACUUCAACCCACAGACAUACUGGAAUGUGGGCUGCCAGCUAGUGGCUCUGAACUACCAGACGGAGGGCCGUAUGAUGCAGUUGAACAGAGCCAAGUUCAUGGUGAAUGGUGGCAGUGGCUAUGUGCUCAAACCUGGCCCGAUGUGUAAAGGCUCCUUCAAUCCACUGCAUGAUGAUCCGCUCCCUGCAAAUCCUAAGAAACAGCUGGUGAUAAAAAUCAUCAGUGGACAGCAGCUGCCUAAACCUCCCGAUUCAAUGCUGGGAGACCGCGGUGAGAUCAUUGAUCCCUUUGUGGAGGUGGAGAUCAUUGGUAUUCCAGUGGACUGCUAUAAAGAACAAACCAGGGUUGUGGAUGAUAAUGGAUUUAACCCUGUAUGGGAAGAAACCCUGUCCUUCACACUACAAAUGCCUGAGAUGGCUCUGGUGCGCUUCCUGGUCUGGGAUCAUGACCCCAUUGGACGAGAUUUUGUGGGCCAGAGAACUGUAGCUUUUAGCAGUCUCAUGACAGGAUAUAGACACGUUUAUUUGGAGGGAAUGACAGAAGCAUCCAUUUUUGUCCAUAUCACAGUGCAUGAAAUCUAUGGAAAGUGGAGUCCUUUAGUCCUCAACCCAAGCUAUACCAUAAUGCACUUGCUAGGAUCUAAUAAGGGUCGUCAGUUGCGGGGUUUGAAAGGCUUAUUUAAUAAAAGUUCCAAGUCCUCAGUGGAUACGCAUAUCAGAGUUACACCCCGGAAACGAUCCAUAACUGACCACCUUCUCCGGAGGACCGCUAGUGCCCCUGCCAAAGGCCGCAAAAAGACCAAGAUGCCAUUGGCUGAAGCUGUAUACGACAGAAAGCACAGCACUGGGGACUCUCAUCCUACAUAUUUAGAGAGUAGAGCGGGGAUCAGAAAAUCUCUCCAACACCGCCCAGCCUCCAUGCCCUUGGAGAAACUCCUACAUAGUCACCUCAUCCUGCCCUCCCCAGAGAAGGAGGGGCAUGAUCCUGGGGCUGACACAAUCAUUGAUUCAUUCAACCACGAGAAGCCCAGAUCCAUCUCAAUGGAUAUUCUCAUUGAAACUUCUGCCUUUAAAGAUCCUGAUGCUCGUGCCCUUUCUGCUGACCACAUUUGGGACUGUAACACUGAGCCCAAAAAUACAAAAGAGACUCCUUACCUGGUCAUUGAGGGCAGUAGGGAACAUGUGGGUGAUCUUAACAAACAACACUCAAGAGAUGGUCCCACUGAUAAAUUAUGCUCUUCCAAAGGGCCAGCUGACCACAGAUCAGAUCCCUCAGAACGAUGUGAUUGUGGUGUUAGCUUGCGGACUGAAGGAAGUCAAAGAGCAUCAAUCCAAUAUGAAUCUCUUAGAAAGAAUAUGUUAAAACCCAAGGCAGCCAUGUAUUCUUCCUCAUCCUCUUCUUCCACUUCUUCAAGCAGCUGUACCAAGUCUCCCCCUCUGACUGGAAUUAUCCAACCUGACCAAAUGAGUCAAGUGUCCCUCCAAGACAGUGCUCUCUCUCGCCUUAUUGAUGCUGUCUCACUGGGAAAUGAGUAUGACACUUGUGGGUCAAUAUCUGCUAUGAUUGGCCAGUUUGAAGAUACUGCUGAGCAGAGCACCCUUAAUCUAUUUUCAAACUUACAACAUCUGAAACGUCCUCUUUUCAUCAAUGAGCUUUCUAGUACUCCAUUAAAAGUCAUACAAGAAUCUGCCUGCACAGCCUCACAAUUAGCUGACAGACCCUGUAGUCCUGAAACCACUGAACCUGAGGUCUUUACCAUCCUGGAUGAGGAAGUGCUUUCUCCUGUGUCUACACACAGCUGUUGUUCAAAGAACUUCCAAGAUGACUUAAUUGGCCCUCCAGUGGUCAGCAAGGGAUCCUCCCCCAUCAAGGAGCCUUUAGAAUGGUCUACAGGACGAAAUGCGAGCUUGGUGUUAAACAGAAAGCAAGGCUAUAGUAGCCAGUGCCAUUCCACUGGCUCCUUAAGGGACUUUGAAUCUGGAGGUUACAGAGAAACCUCAGUCAACAGCACAGUCUCUGACCGCUUCUUGCUGUGCCAGGACUCAGCAAGCAGCAGCUUGAUGGAGGUGGAGAUCAAUGUGGAUGGGGAUCCCUUAGACAACACACUGACCUCUUUGAGUCAGGGCCAUCAAUGGUGCAAUGAUUUCAGAAAUGUUCAAGGCUCAAACCAGAGCUCUCCAUAUCGUGAACUAAGACUGGAACCAUCCUCUCUCCACAAACCCUCAUACCAUCCUUCUCCUGUUCAUUCUUACUUCACAGACACAUCACCCUUUCACAGACACUACCAAUCUCCGUCAGCACACCAAAGUCCAAUUUAUACUACUAUCAGUCAAAGCAGCCAUCCUAUUAGCAAAUCCCAAUCAAGGAACUAUAACUGUUAUAAUGAUAUAGGUCAAUUUCCAAGUGGUUUUAAUAGGAUAGAUAACACAGAGGAAAGGGAUCAGGAGACAAGAGACAACAAUGGCCUGAUUCGCAGGGCAGAAAGCUUGCAAAAUAGCUCUUUGUCCUCAGAAUGUCUUGCAAGGACUCAAGCAAAACAUACAUCAUUAGACUGGGACUUGUUUACUCCUAUAUCAGACUAUGACACGAUUUACAGCUCUGUUCAAUUGGAAGACUGCACAGCCCCUCCAAACCUAUAUUCCCAGCCAUCUCCACACAAUCAGGACUUUCCUAUACCUCCUCAAAUCCUCAAUGGGCUGUCCCCAGUCUCCUCUUCAAAAGUCUCCAAUCACUUAAAGUCCAAAAGCCUAGGAGACCUGACCUCUGAGGACAUAUCAUGUAACUUUCAGAGCAAGUACAAGUCCAUCAGCCGAAGUUUUGUCACUCCCCCAAUGCGAGACCAAAGAAGGACGUGUGGCUUGGCCGGUCAACCAAAGUCUGCUGAUCCCUUAACUGAGCAGCUUCGAAAGCUUGUGACCUUGGAACAUGAGGAAUAUCCAUGUUCCUUCCCUUCUUGUUCCCAGCCCACCCCUAAACUUCUUCCAGUGUUCCCUCUUGUUUCUCAGAGUUUUACAGAUGACCCUGAGGACUCUCCGCCAUUCCUGUCAAGGCGACUUUCCUCCCGCAGUCAAAGUCGUGUGCGUCAUAUUGCCAAUCGGGCACGUGAGAGACAGCAGGAGGCCUUCAAACACCGGCCCAUUGAAGGAUCUACGGAUGUAGUGCUGCGCAAUAAGCUGGUCUCUUAUCAAAAUACUCCACCAAACAGGCAUUCUACAGGCUCUUAUAUCAUUGGUUAUCUUGAGGACCGAGGCUUGCCUGAAGGAGCCUGCACUACAAUGCGCAAUGGAUAUGGAGAUCGUUACUAUGCGGAUGAUUCUGUGCUCCAUCCUGACAUCUCCAGCCUGUCAGAACCAGAGGUCUACUUCCUACUUAGGCUUUGACAGUGCAUCUCUCCCACUGUUUUUGACUGUGCAUUUCCCUGUAACAGUAUAAACAAUAUGUAGCAGGACACUUCUAGAACUGUGUGUAUAUACUGUAUAUCACGGUAGGUGGUUUUCCGCUCCUACACGUGCUAUAUCUGCUGGAUCAAAUUGAUUAUUGUCUGUAUAUGUUGUCCCUGUCAUGCUUGGAAUAAUCUAUUGUUCAAAGUAGGUGUUGUCUUAUGGUGAAAAAGAAAUAUGAAAAAAAAGAAAAUUAAGCAAUUAGAAUGGAUAUUUCUUGGACACAUUUCUGUUAUCUGCUAUAUGUCCUUUUUUGUAGUACAACAAAGUCAUGAAGGGGCUUCUCUUCUUAUUCAGUCUUCCUGCAUAUCAUAUGUUAUUUGUAUGUCUCUGUAGUUUGUACAUAAAAUGGGCUCUAUUUUCGUGACCACACAAGGCACAGCGCUAUGCACAGCAACACAGAACAUUUUCAGUGCAGGAAAGUUUUCGUGCCAUUUCAAAGCGCAAGUGGAUGUGGUUAAAACUGCUUGUGUAUUUGCGCAAACUGUGGAUAGGAUUGCAUGUUAAUGCAGUAGUGCAAUGCGCAAUUUGAUAUUUUCCUGAGAAAUAGGUCAUUGCGAAAAGACAUCUGAGAACCACAUCUAUUCUCGGCGCAAAGUCUAAACUCAGUUCCUGCAUUUACUGUGUGAAUAAAGUAAUACAUGUCCAAACUCUGAAAAUACAUUGGAACAUCAAAUUAUGUCCCUGGAAAUCACUGUUAAUACUAUCCAUGAUUUGUGUGUCAGUAGAUCAAUAUAAUUAAUUAUACUUUCAUUCUCUGUAUGGAGCCUACAUCCAAUUAGUCUUGACAAGCACCGCAUUUUCUUGCGUUUAUAGCUUUUAUAACAGAAACUUGUCACUGUCCUAGAGAUAUGCCUGGCAUUCAACAAAGAUUUAAUGAAUAAAAGGAUGGAAGUCCAUAGUUCUGUUCUUCUAAUGCAGCGGUCGGGAACCUUUUUUCACUAAGGAUCCAAUAUUUACAUUUUUGGUUGAUGCAUUUUUUUCGAAAGAGCCAUAGCACAAAUGAAUAAUUUCUAUUUUCAAAAACAAAAUUUUUCAAUAAAAUAAAAUUUUUAUGUUGCCCAUAGACUACUCAAAAACAUACAAAUAUGCUAAAUUAAUAGGUAACAUGUUGCAGUAUGGAAUUUAGUACACGUGUUCGUGCGGGUCCCCAUAACAUUUUACUUUCCAACAAACACAUUAGAUAAGAACACACAUUUGGCAGCAUUUUUUUG